Cooperia oncophora is the source of this 654-nucleotide messenger RNA. Lineage: Eukaryota; Metazoa; Nematoda; Chromadorea; Rhabditida; Trichostrongylidae. The record is from the annotation of a GenBank genome assembly.
AUGCCGAUGCUCCCGCCCACUGUCACUAUCCCCCUUCAUCGAGCUGAGUUUGGAGAUCACCUAGCGGAUUCCGAGUACUUGUUCAAUCCAGAAGUGUUGACAGCAGAUUUGGUCGGUGCAGUGCCAAAUGGCUUUCUUGUCAGGCCAUUGAAGAUUAGCGAUUAUGACAACGGGUUCCUUGACGUCCUUGCGCAGUUGACUGUCGUUGGCGAUGUAUCCCGUGAACAGUUUGAGAACAGAUUCAAUACUAUGAAGAUGUCUUCUCCACCUUCAUAUUAUGUGGUUGUCAUCGAGGAUUUAAGCACCGGGCGUGUUGUUGGUGCCGCGACGUUAAUGGUUGAAUGGAAAUUCAUUCAUAAUGCAGGAUGUCGUGGCCGUGUUGAAGACGUGGUUGUAGACAAGGACAUGCGAGGAAAAAAGAUGGGCGCGCUGUUGAACAGGGUGCUUGUUGGACUUGGGAGAAAGGUCGGUGUGUACAAAAUGUCUCUGGAGUGCAAGGACUCUCUGAUUCCAUUCUAUGAGCUCUACGGCUAUAAUAAAGACGUUGGCAAUAACUUCCUUGUGCAGCGUUUUGACAGGAAAUACUCAGAGAUAGUUAUUCCAUUUCAAGAUGAGAAUGAAGACGGAACAAUUCACGUUCCCAGCAAUAUCUGA